AAAGAUUUAAGUCAUGGCUCCUUCUGAUUCCAAGAGAAAAGACGCUUCGAGUGCCCGACAUCGCUCCCAUAAAGGCUGUUGGACGUGCAAACGGAAACGCAUUCAAUGUGACGAGACGCGACCCGGUUGUCAAAAGUGCAGCUCGAGGGGAGUUGCCUGCGAAGGUUAUGAGAUUAGACUUCGCUGGGGCGCUGGUAUCGCGUCAAGAGGUCGAUACAGUGGGGCGGAGAAACCUGUCAAGGAGUUUAUACCUCCACCAUCAAAGCGCAGGUGGGAUCUACGUGACAAGGGCGAGCAAAGAGAGGAGGGAGAUCAUCAGGGGCAACCCAUUUUGUUAUUCGGUUCAAGUUCCGAUGAAGUCCGAUCGAUGGCACAUUUGAAUCAACCGAUUUAUGAACGACCGACAGUGAAUAUCCUGAACGUACCUUAUGGCGAUAGCCAAACCGACUACAUACAUAUUAAGAAACACUUUGAACUUCCUGUUUCAAUGAGGAAUUUCGAAAACACGCAGGAACAUCUACUUGGAAGGGGUUCAACUCAAUAUUCAAAGAAUAUAACAGGAAGUCCUGCUAUUCUUGCUUGAAUAGGCCUGUGUAUUGAGAUUUUGAAGCGUUUUAUGUCUCUUCGGCAAACUAUAAUAUUCAUGAAUUAUGAGAUUCUUCUUCGAAUCAAA
Messenger RNA from Penicillium subrubescens, 673 nucleotides. RefSeq names its product Zn(II)2Cys6 transcription factor domain-containing protein. The record is from RefSeq and is a predicted model, not a curated record. Gene Ontology annotation, molecular function: transcription cis-regulatory region binding; zinc ion binding; DNA-binding transcription factor activity, RNA polymerase II-specific. Lineage: Eukaryota; Fungi; Ascomycota; Eurotiomycetes; Eurotiales; Aspergillaceae. Bases 14 to 583 code for a protein of 189 amino acids. Gene Ontology annotation, cellular component: nucleus. Gene Ontology annotation, biological process: positive regulation of transcription by RNA polymerase II. The transcript is spliced from 2 exons.